This is a messenger RNA of Notolabrus celidotus (New Zealand spotty), 1764 nucleotides long. It is a transcript of the gene arl5c, whose product is annotated as ADP-ribosylation factor-like 5C. Lineage: Eukaryota; Metazoa; Chordata; Actinopteri; Labriformes; Labridae. Gene Ontology annotation, molecular function: GTP binding; GTPase activity. Bases 23 to 658 code for a protein of 211 amino acids. Gene Ontology annotation, cellular component: cytoplasm; trans-Golgi network. The transcript is spliced from 6 exons. Gene Ontology annotation, biological process: protein localization to Golgi membrane; intracellular protein transport; vesicle-mediated transport. The record is from RefSeq and is a predicted model, not a curated record.
CUAACCCAGAGAGUAAUAUCAGAUGAAGCAACAGAACGAGUGUGACAGUCAGGUGUUCACAGACACUCAGGUUUGGAUUUCUGUCGUCUAUUCAUCAGCUCAAACACACUUGUUGAACAUGGGAUUCCUCCUGACCAAGAUGAUGACUGUGUUCGGGGACAGAGAGCACAAAGUCGUCAUUGUGGGUUUGGACAACGCUGGAAAGACGACAAUCCUAUAUCAGUUUCUGACAAAGGAAGCUGUCCACACAUCACCCACCAUUGGCAGCAAUGUGGAGGAGAUCAUCGUCCGGAACACACACUUCUUAGUUUGGGAUAUCGGAGGGCAGGAGAGCCUCAGAGCCAGCUGGUACUCCUAUUACUGCAACACAGAGAUUGUUAUUCUGGUGGUGGACAGCACAGACCGUGAACGCCUCACUCUCACCAAAGACGAGCUGCACCGAAUGCUUUCACAUGAGGACCUAGAGAAUGCAGCAGUUCUCAUUUUGGCCAACAAACAGGAUGUGAAGGGCUCAAUGACAGCGGCAGAGAUCUCCCAGUGCCUCACACUCGACUCCAUCACAACACACUCAUGGCAUGUUCAAGCCUGCUGCGCCCUCACAGGAGAGGGUCUACCUGCCAGUCUGGACUGGAUGAAGUCACGCGUUGUUGCAAACUAGACCACACAGCAGUGGAUCAAACUUCCUCAAACUGAGCCAACCUUGAAGGCCCUUCAAAGGCCACAGUGUCGGGAUUAUUUACAGUGUUUUUGGGCAAACAUGGGGGUCUGAGACACAGCCUGCCUCGCCACACCUACAGUUCUUCCCAACAAGCAAUUUAAGGGACUGCAAGGAGCUUCCUACAGAAACAUGGAUGAUCUUGGAGCUGAUCAGCUGGAUUAGAUCUUCUUAGAUGUAUUUAUGAAGAUGUGCACUGUUUGAAAGUGUUUUGUGCGUAUUUACAUUUAUUUGAGUCACCCGUGUGUCAAAGUGAACAAUGUUAAUGUUAUAUAUCUCAGGUAGAGGUAACAUAACAUUCAUUUGAACGUAUAGAAUGCAUCUAUACAAAGCCAGGUAUCCUGGUUGUGAUUGAGGAUCACAGGUAUCUCAGUUAUGUGUUUCACAUGAACAAAGCUUUUCCUCAGAAAGCAAAUCUUAUCCAGGUUUUAAAGCACUGGUCUUAGAUCAGGAUUCAUGUGUAGAGCAGAAACCUGGACGCUGUUAUGAUCACAUAUGCAAUAAUACAAGCAAUCAGUGUUUUUAUUUUCCAUUUAAAAACUCUGAAUAUGAUCGAAAUAAGGAUCAGACUUAAAGCCAAGAUUCUUGAGGGCAACAUCUUCCUUUAUAUUACUUUAUUGACUUGUCAAGUGGUAACAUGACUUUAAUUUACAUAUUAUUAUUAUUUCUCUUGCUACAACCUUAUCUCACAGGUUAAAAUGACUUUUCAAUCACAAUGUAAGUUCUGUUGAUCCCAAGCAUUGAGCCUCUGUACAACUUCCACACAACUGGAGCACCAGUGGCCUGUCUUACCCUGAAACUCUGCAAUGGUGUACAAGUCUACUCCAGAUUUUUGUAUUUUAUGGCAAAGAACAACAGGAAACUUUUGUAACCUUAAGAUGUUUAAUAAUUUAUUUAGAACACACAUUGCUGUUCUUGAACUAUCCACUGUAUAUUACAGCAGUUUCCUGGAUAGGGAAAUGUGCUAGCUGCUAAGGACUAUGAGUCAUAUUUAAAGUGAACAUUGUAAAUUGAAUUUUUUUUUGAAUAAAUAUUUUUGAAAAUGCUAA